Molecule: messenger RNA, 683 nt
Organism: Closterium sp. Naga37s-1
Lineage: Eukaryota; Viridiplantae; Streptophyta; Zygnematophyceae; Desmidiales; Closteriaceae
Source: the annotation of a GenBank genome assembly
GCUACAGCUACGCCAUCAAGCAGAUGGCGGGGCUCAUCGUGCCGUCCGCGCGCCGCGCCAGCACCAAUCUCGACAGCCCCUCCGCCGUCGCCAGCGCCGUGCGCGACGCCAAGCCUGACCCGCGCACCGCGCAGCUCGCCGCCAUCUUGUACAGCAACCGCGCUGCUGCCUACUUGAAGCUUGAGAAAUACGACAAGAUCGCCAUGCAUUUCCGUCCCCCAUUAUCUCUCCCACCCGCCCACGAAGCACGAUUGCGCUCUCUUUCUCUCACCCUCAACUUCACCAUUCUCCCUUUUCUACCAUACUCCCAACUCCGUUGCCUCAUUGGCUUGCCUGCAUUCCUUCUGACCUUCCCGCAUUCCCCCUCUCCCCCACCCUGCGUGGCGGGGCCCACCCAACAGGCGGCGGUGGAUGCGGGGGCGGCGGCGGGGAUAGACGCGAGCAACUUCAAGGCGUGGCUGCGCAAGGCCAUGGCGCACAAGGAGCUAGGGCAGUGGUACGACUGCCACGUGGCGUGCAAGGCCGCGCUGCGCCUGGAGCCCGCCAACGAGGACGCGAGGAGCCUCUUUGAGGAGUCGCAGUUCAAAAUGGGGUCCAUGCCGCAGCAGCCCGCCCCGCAGCCACAGGCAGCGCCGGCGCCACAGCCCUCGUCAGAGAGGUUCGGCUUGUUUGGCAGAAGAUGA